UGCCACGCCACGCUGUGUUUGCCUUAGCGUCGACUCAGAACGUUCUAGAGUGUGUACUGUUCAAUCCACAUACACGCACGGAUAGCUUGUCAAGCUGACUUGUUACUUGUGACGAUAAAAGUAGAGGUUUUCUUAUAAGCUGCUUUUAAUCAAGUGACUUCGUAUACUUUUUUCGCUGGCAAAACUUUUUAAGACCUUUUCAUAUAGGUCAUGUUGUCCCUCGCAAUACCAUUCCUCCAGGACCCCCUGAAAACGAAUGUGCAUUGGCUCGGGACAUUUGCAAAUGGCAAUGACACCUUCCAUGAAGAGAAUGCUCUUACAGCUAGUGCUGUUGUUGAAGGGAACACAUUGAACAAAGAUGUUCUUCACCCAGCCAGUGGGAUCAAACGUGAAUUACCUGAGGAAUUCCCUGAUGCCUCACCUGCUAAGAAGAAAAGGAAAAAGACUGUUGCAGUAUCUCAGCCAAAAAAUGCAGUAUGUGCUUUGAAUGAAUUACGGCCAGGAUUGGUUUAUACUACAGUAAAUAUGAGUGGUCCUGUUCAUGCACCUACUUUUACAGUACAAGUUCAGGUUAAUGGUCAAAGUUUUCAAGGUCAAGGCCGAUCAAAAAAAUUGGCAAAACAUGCUGCUGCAGAAGCUGCUCUUCGUUCAUUUGUACAGUUCAAAAAUGCUCCAGAAGCUCAACAGGCAAUGAACAUGCAUAUUUCUGAAUUUGAUUAUACAAGUGAUGUUAUGGAAACUGAACUAUCUUUGUUUAAUACGUUCCAUCCCGUGGAAGGAAGUGCUUCACCUGGGAAUUGUGGCGGUCCGGACAAAUUAUCAAAUGAGCAUUUAGAAAAAGCACAGAAUGGUUGUAUUCCUCCAAAAUCCCCUUCGCAGGCUAUAAUACGACGAAAUUUACCUCCUAUUCCUUGUGAUAAGAGCCCAGUAAUGUUGCUCAAUGAACUCCGAUCAGGCAUUAAAUUUGAAUGUGUUUCAGAGAGUGGUGAACAGUAUGCUAAGUUUACAAUGGUCGUUAAUAUUGAUGGUGAACGAUUUGAGGGAACGGGUCCAAGCAAAAAACUUGGGAAGGCUGCGGCAGCAAAGGCAGCCCUUGCAAAAUUGUACAAUAUGACAUUCACACCAUUUCCCAAUUCCCUGAAGCAAACAAGAUCUCUGUUGACUACUGGGACAGCCAAUGCCUCCCUGGAGCAGAUGACAUUGCCGCAAGUGCUGGCAGAUCACAUAUCUAGGUUAGUAAUAAACAAAUUCACAUCUUUAAUAGAACGACAACCUAACCAUGCUCGACGAAAGGUACUGGCGGGAAUUGUGAUGACCACAGGACCGCAGAUGGAAGACGCAAAAGUGAUCUGUGUUACAACUGGAACCAAAUGUGUAAAUGGUGAACAUAUGAGCGUAAAUGGUGCAGCACUUAAUGACACACAUGCCGAAAUUGUGGCACGCCGCUGUCUUUGUGACUUCCUCUUCGCACAACUGGAAUUACAUGCUGAUGAAAGCACAGCACAGGAUUCUAUCUUCAGUUUUAAUCCAGUGGGGUAUUAUCAACUGAAGGAAAACAUAAAAUUUCAUUUGUAUAUUAGCACAGCUCCAUGUGGUGAUGCAAGGAUAUUUUCUCCUCAUGAAGCAGUGUCUCAAGAUGACUCCCUGGAUAAACAUCCCAACAGAAGAGCUCGUGGUCAGCUUCGGACAAAAAUAGAGUCUGGAGAAGGUACUAUACCAGUUAAAUCAAGUGAUGGAAUUCAGACCUGGGAUGGUGUCUUGCAGGGACAGAGGCUUUUAACUAUGUCAUGUUCUGACAAAAUUGCGAGGUGGAAUGUUGUUGGUGUGCAGGGGGCUUUGCUAUCCCAUUUCAUUGAACCUGUUUACCUAGAAAGUAUUGUACUUGGCAGCCUUUUUCACCCAAGUCACAUGUAUAGAGCUAUCUGUGGAAGAAUCGAAAGUACUAUACAAGGGUUGCCACCUCCGUAUAGAUUAAACAAACCUCUUAUGAGUCUUAUAACAUCACCUGAAGUUCGUCAACCUGGAAAAGCACCAAAUUAUAGUGUCAACUGGACUGUAGGUAUGGAAGGCCCAGAAAUAAUAAAUUCAGUAACUGGAAAGGAUGAGAGUGGAACAGCAUCAAGGCUUUCCAAGCAAUCUUUUUUUACUAGAUUCCUGAAUCUAGCUGGACGAAUAAAAGGCACAACAAAAAUGAACACUGUGAAGCAACCAGCAUUGUAUUCUGAUGCAAAGCUUGCUGUACGUGAAUAUCAGAUGGCAAAGGAGCAGUUGGUCCUUGCAUUUGUCAAGGCUGGCUUGGGAACGUGGCUUAAAAAGCCAAUUGAACAAGAUCAGUUCGAAGUGAAUGGGAGUUUAGAACAAAGUAAUGAAUGACUAAUAAGUAAGUUUCAUGGAGCCUGCAUUACAGGAUAGAGCAAUCAUUCAGCCCCCCAUUCCAAUGCAACAAGAGUUAUUAACAGUAAGAGGUUACUUGACGUCAGUAAAGGGCAGAGGCAGGAACACUGAGAUAUAAUUACUCUUGUGCAAGGACUAAAAAUGUACAGCAAAAUAGCUGUAUUUUUAACCAUUGGAAACCCACCUCACUCAACAUUUCUUGUCAGUACGGUGAUAUUGUCAAAAGUCACUAAGACGACACCGUCUGUAAUUUUCAUUCACUUUUAUAAAAGUUUCACAAGGCUUAUUUUCAUUUUUUACAAUUUUUAAACUAUACAUUUAGUUCUGUUUAAAUGAACUAUUGAAAGACAAGCAACUGUACAAAACUGUUUUUCUAUGUUUGUGAAUAUUGUAGACAAUUGUGGUUAUUGGUAUGAUUUCAUGGGUCUGUUCAUAUAAUUGUGUACAUACUAUGGAAUGACAAGUAUUUGAAGAAGUUUAUUAUGACAGUGUAUAUAUAUUUUUGUAUACUAAUUAUUUUUAUUUUUUUUGUGCAUUAAAGCAGUACUUCAUAUACACACAUUUAAUGUUUUGCUGGAAAGUGCUUUUCAGCUUAUUUCCAUUGUCUUUAGUUAAGGACAUUCACAUUCUCAUCUACUUCAACUACCCUCGGCACAUGCUUCAGUAGAUUUCUUACACUAACUGCUCAUGGCUGCCUUAUACUCAAAAGUUAUUGAAUUAGUAUCAUUUAGUUUUGUGAUAUUUCAGUAUAGGAGUGGUAGGUAAUACAGUUGUUCUAAAGGAUACCUUAAACAUCAGUAAGCUUCUGUACAGUACAAUCUACCAAAAGUUCGCAUAUUACACUAAAUUACUUUAUAUCCUAUUCUACAAUUUCAAUUUUUGCACCCUUGUCUACGUUAAACAAUUUCCACAACAACAGAUAAUUUUGUUAGUAAUUAUUCACUUCUAAAAUAAUUUAUAUGUAACCGUUGAAUUGCAUGAACUUCAAAUAAACUUGCACAAAUCUAACAAACUAAAAAAUCUAAAUGCCCUUCUCCCUCCCUCCCUCCCUCCCUCCCCCCCCCC
Molecule: messenger RNA, 3459 nt
Organism: Schistocerca americana (American grasshopper)
Lineage: Eukaryota; Metazoa; Arthropoda; Insecta; Orthoptera; Acrididae
Product: double-stranded RNA-specific editase 1-like
Exons: 13
Coding region: 211-2373 (720 amino acids)
Biological process (GO): adenosine to inosine editing; RNA processing
Cellular component (GO): cytoplasm; nucleolus
Molecular function (GO): double-stranded RNA adenosine deaminase activity; double-stranded RNA binding; tRNA-specific adenosine deaminase activity
Source: RefSeq, a predicted model, not a curated record